Messenger RNA from Chilo suppressalis (striped riceborer), 9258 nucleotides. NCBI's taxonomy places the organism in Eukaryota, Metazoa, Arthropoda, Insecta, Lepidoptera, Crambidae. The record is from the annotation of a GenBank genome assembly.
UGCGGAGUAGGCCCCAAAGUACGGAGCACCAGAGUAUUCAUCGGAACCACCCAAUACACCUAUUCGGCCAGCAUCACCUUUACUUUUCUUAUUUAUGUCAGGAAUUAUUUUCUUACUUAGAGCAGCUAACGUUUCUUUAGAUAAUAUUCCUUCUCUUAUACAUUUAUCAGAAUUCCCUGAUACCAAUAUAAAAAUAAAUAUCAAAUAAUAACAAUUCAUUUUUAAAACGAUUCCCUUGAUAUUUGGGAUUAAUAAUAACGUCUUUUUCGUGUGUUAAUAAAAUCAAAUUGUUGCUAACGAAAUAUAUGGCUAGCACUAUAGAACGCAAAUGCAAGACUGUUUGCAAAUAUGUUUUUCUGGACUACAGUGAUAACCUUAAUGUAAGUAUGUAAAUACCUAGAUAAAUAUAGAACUAAAAGUUGUCCGACUACUUAGUGAUGAUGUCUAGGAAAAAUUUCAAUGCAUAGAUUAUGUUUCCGGUAACGAUCAAAUAAUUUUCCUUAUAAUUAACACUUCUUAUUGUAUAAAUUCUUAUUUUUAGUUACAUAAAAAUGUGUGUGUAAUAUUCUCCUCCGACUAUUGGUUUGUCAUAAUAAAAAACACUAUCUACGAUGUAUUAAAAAAAUCUUUCCUCAAUAAAAUCAAUCACAAGUUCACAAAUCGAUAAUCUAAUUUAAUUCGUAUGUUAUAGAUAAUAAUUAGAAUGGCAACACUGUAACUCACAAUCUGUCAUUUUCACUUUCCGUUCUCAGACUUCUCAGUCAAUCAGUCAGUCAGUCAGUCAAUUGCCAUUUUUCGUGUGAGUGAAAAUAAACAAAAGAUUUUUGUUCUUGUUUCUCGUAUUUUUGUAACAAAAUGGAUGAAAAAUAUGAAAGUGUUAAACUUUGUUACACUAUUCAUAAAUUUUCCAGUUAUUCAGCGAAUUAUAUUCCGGAGAACAUUAUGGUAAAUAAUCCGUCCGAUCAAUUAUCUAGAUGGUUUACGGAUAGUUCUACUCCGUCACAAUAUAUUAUGCUGAAAUUGAAAUCUUCAUCAAUUGUGGAAUCAAUAAAAUUUGGAAAAUACAUAAAAGCUCAUGUCAGUGAUUUGAAAAAAUUUCAAAUAUUUGGUGGUACUGAUGAAAAUAACUUGUCCUUACUGCUGUCAGCUGGUCUGAAGAAGGAUAGUGCUGCAGAGUUAUUUAGAUUAAGACAUAAAACAGCGGAAGGGCUGUACUUACCUGUGCAAUAUAUAAAAAUUGUACCACUUCAGUCUUGGGGUCCUGCUUAUAAUUACACUAUAUGGUAUGUGGAACUACAGGGAAAGAAUCAAGAAGAGCUGAUCAGUAAUGCUAUGGACACAAUAAACUUGCGGAAAGAAGAGGAGGCUGUCCGUAUUCUGUUGAAGCAUUUACGGCGCCGUCGUUACAAAGAUGCAUUUGAAGCUCUGUCCAGAGAGAGUGGUGUUCAACUAGAGGGUCCUAUACAGGCACGCCUGUGGAAUGCACUUGUUGAAAGUGGUGAUUACAAACUUGCAGAACAGAUAUUAGAAGAGGCUGUCAAGAAUGGUGAAUUCGACUGGUACAUGUCAUGGCAGCCAUACACACCUCAAUGGCGACAAAUGUCCGCGUGUUCCGCGCAGGUUGAGGCGCGUCUGUGUUGCGGAGACCCCGCACCACCUGCGCCUACUACACGCGCGCUCGACUUGCUGUGUGCCGACAGAGACCCGAGGCCAGACACUGCAGAGCCCGAUAUAAGCUGUGGGGAGCCGACAGAUUCGUGCGACGCGUCGUGUUGCAGUAAGCCGGGGCCACGUGGGGGACAUCAACUCGUCGUAGACGCUGCUACUGGUACCCUAUACCUUUUCGGGGGUUGGAAUGGAACCGAAGAUCUAGACGAUCUAUGGUCCUACGACACUAAAGCGGAGAGAUGGCAGCUGCUAUGUAGGCACAGCGGUUUAGUAGGCGGACCGUCGCCGCGCUCGUGUCACAAGAUGGUUCUGGAACCGCGCAAGAAACGAUUAUAUACCGUGGGGCGAUACUUAGACAACGCGCAACGAUUGCCUGCUAAUAUGCGCAGCGACCUAUACAUGUACGACGUGCGGGCGGGGUCCUGGUCGCUAGUGUGCGCGGACACCGCGGGGGCGGGCGGGCCGAGGCUCAUGUUCGACCACCAGAUGUGCAUCGACCCCGACACCAGCACCGUCUACGUGUUCGGGGGCCGCGUGCUGCCAUCCAAUACGGAAGAGGUUGCCAGUCCCCAGUACUCAGGCUUGUACGCGUACUACAUAGAGACGAACACGUGGCAACAAUUACUGGAGGAUCAGUACGAGGGGCCUGCGCCCGCGCCGCUGCCUCGAGUCUCGCACUCCAUGCUGUUCCAUCCGCUUCAGCGGCGGCUGUACAUAUUCGCGGGCCAGCGCAACAAGGAGCACUUGGUGGACCUGUGGUGGUGGGACGUGGGUACUGGGGAGAGGCACGCGGUGUGCGAGGCGAGUGCGGGGGGAGGGGGAGGAGCUCCCCCCUCCGCGGUGUUCACGCAGCGGGCGACGCUAGAUCCGGACACUGAUGAGAUGUUCGUGUUGUCUGGGAUGAGCAAAGAAAAGGACAAGCGCAUUUACAACACCUUGUGGGUGUUUUCACUGCGUCGUAUGGCGUGGAGUUGCGUAUACCGGAACGACACCGUGUCUCCUGACGAACCACGGCCUAGGUUUGCUCAUCAGCUGGUCUAUGAUCCUCUGAGGAAGAUCCACUACUUAUUCGGCGGUAACCCCGGCAACCAUAGCAGUCCUCGUCUCCGACUAGACGACUUAUGGUCCCUGCAACUAUCGCGGCCGUCCCUGGACAGCGUGUGGCGCUCCGCCAGGGCCGCACUCAGGGAGGCAUGCUAUAGAGAACUUGCUGCCGUGCCUGAAGACGCGGCAAGAGCGUUACAUUAUUUAAGAAACGACCUGCGAGAGGCCCUAGACCAUACUGACCCGGAACAGGUGGCCCGCUUCCAGAAGCUGGCUACAGAACUAUUCGCAUGCGUUCCUCCCGAACGCGGUCCUUGCGCGUUAUGUCCGCGUCGGACCCGCGCGUUACAUCGCCGCGCGGCACGCGCGCGGCAGAACCGCGACCUGGCGCAUCACCUCGCCGCCGUACUAGGAGCGGACGACAACAUCCCCGACCCGCCUCAACCGUGGGAGGAGUGCUCAUCCCCCGCCCCGGACACGUGGGACGUGGGCGAGGACGAUGACCCCGCGCCGGCGCCCGCGCACUGGGACGCGCGCGCCGCCCGCCUGCGCCUCUACGACCGGCUCGCCAACUACUUCCGCCCCAGUACCGUGCCGCCGGACGCGGAUAUCACCGACCUAGUCGCCUUGUAAUGUGAGUGUUUAAAUUGAGAACUUGGACCGAGUUUUUCAAUUUUCGAACGUUAGACCGAGGAUAAUGCUUUUAUGAUAAACAAAUUAAGAUAGCGCAUUGAAAUAACAGUACCCGUAACACGAACCAAUACCGCCUACGUCUCUACGACAUGCUCGCCAGCUACUCCCGCCCCAGCACCGUGUCGCCGGAGGCGGAUAUCAUCGACCUAGUCGUCUUGUAAUGUGAGAGUUUCGAUUAAGAACUUGGACCGAGUUUUUUGAUUUUCGAACGUAGACCGAUGGUGUGCUUUUAUGAAACAAAUGAAGACACGCAUUGAGGGAGCUGCGAUGCGUCAGCCGGUGUUUUAAUUCCGAGCGUAGAUUGAUUGUACCGUUGGUUCAAUAAGGGCUACCUUUUUUUUGUCUCACCAGAUGGCACCACUGUUGAGUGAGGUCCAGAAGUGUAGCUUCUAAAGUUUAUUAAUACGCGUGUGAAAUCAAAGUUUACAUUUAAAUCAUAUUUUAAUACAAAAGAACCGUAUCGUAAACAUAAUCAGCCAUGCCACAGUGUUGCGCAGUUCCGUUUUGUUUGGAAAAAGACAUUCAUUGACACGUAACUCAUAUUUGCCAUAAUUAAUCUGAGUUAUUACCAAAUAUUCACAACAUUAUUUUAAUUUUAAAUAAACCCACAAGCAAUAACAUUUCGGAGACCUUACGCUACACAAGCGCCUCUAGCGGCGGUUAAGUUUCGCGUUUGUAUCAACCCAAAACCACGCCCCGAAGAACGGGGUGGUUCUUUUAAGUGCACCGUUAUAUGUAGAAUGAACAUUCAUAAAGAAACGUACCGUCUGUAUAAAACAAACUCGGUCAAAUGAAAAUGAAAGUUGAGAGAUGGAAGUGAGAGCAGGCGAAAUUUCUCACCCAAUGCAAGCAAUCUUUCCGGAACGUAUCUCCUGCGCUUAACUCAUUAAUAUUGGUAUUUCGAUCUCAGCACGUCAAGAUCACUCAACUUGUAGUUUUCUAAUAAGGAAUUAUCGCCUUUAUUUCGUGUAAGAAUAGUACUAUAGUGAGAUAGCGACUGCCAUAGUAUAUCUCUAUCGUUUAUGUUUUGAUGACAACUAAAUACACACAAGUUUUAAUAUUACGCCGUUACAUUUACGUAAACUACUACUCUGUUCCAUGACUAACGUUAACAUUGUAUUAAUAUUUGUUGAAAUUUAGAAUGUAAUAUGCCAAAUGCCAUUUACUAGUUCUAGGUACUACGUAUGUUAAAAAAUUUAACAGUGUAUUUUUAUUUUAUUUCAAUUUACUGUUGUUUCAGUCUUGCUUGUCAUUCGAUUUAUAAAGUUUGCCUUUAAUAAGCAAUAAUAGCAACACCAUGUGCUAUUCAUAGAACGUCUUCCUAACGGAACUAGAUGUAAUAUUCAUUUUAUGUUAUAAUGUUUAAGAAUCAUAAAAUAUGUUAUUUAAUUUAAAUAGUUUUAAAUAUUUGUAAUAACGUGUAGGAAAUUUUAACGUGAGAAUGAUAUUAUAUAACAUGGCACUGGUAUAACAUCAUGCAUAAUAGUAUUUUUUCGAACCCGCAUUUACAAUAUGUAUGCACAUACAAUGUUCGCACUUCACAUGGUUUCGAUUUACUAUUUGUAAACGUGACAACAGUCUAUCCUUUUCAUUCCUUAUAGAGUAUGACAAGAAUUACCUGAUGUCAAAAUGACAGCAAAAAUGAAUUUGCAAAUUUUUGAAUGGCCAAGUGGAUUGUGGAGUGCCGGCAUAAUGUUGAGAAGUAUUUAUAUUGGAAACCUUUUAUAUGUUAACAUAAAUUCAGUUAACAUUGUUAACGUUACAACAAGCACAAGAAAAGAGUUUUUACUAAUAUUGUUGUAUGCGAGGUUUCGAAAUUGUUUUAAAGUUUUUAAUAUAAUUGCAUGAUGUGUAUGUGGCGAAUCAGAUGUCAUAAUUUCUACAAACUGUGAUACGAUAUUUAUAGUCAAUAGUGAUAAUAAAUAAAACGUACGCAUAAAGAAUCUCUCGUGUAUCGUUCUAAUUUGAGAUUGUAUUCUGCCAAAAUUUUGUGACACGCUUUAAAAAUUUACUAGGUACGUGUUAAUUUUUUGGGCCUACUAAGUGUAUAUUAAAUGGUUUUUAUAUGAAAUGGUUUGGUGAAGUGUGUAUAUAGUUUUAAUAUUUUUAACGAAUACAUUACAAAGAAGAAGCUAAUUUUCAAAUUUUGCAUUGCAUAUUGAGCUCUUUCUCCAUGGGUUAGGGUACUAUUUUAUAUAAAGAAAACAAACAAACACGCUAAGCAUAAAAGAGACGCUGCUAUUUAUCAUUAAAGGUUUCUAUUUUAUUUUACCUAAUCAUGGACAUGAAUAUAAACUUCAGAUACCAAUAUGCCAUUCGAAAUUCUGAAAACCAGUUCUAAAAAUUUCAUUGCCAUAGGAAAGUUCAUAAAGGUUUUGCGUUUCGAAUGUUUUUUUUUUUACGUUGGACUUACGAAUACUUCAUUUAUUGACUGUUAAUAUAAAUACGGAACAACCUGUAGAUCAACUGACUGGUAAUGUUAUAGAAUCAGACAAUAUAUCUCUAAACCACCUUUUAACCAAAAAAUCAAUGUAUAUAAUAACUUCAUAUACCUACUUAUUCUAUGUAAUGUUUUCAUCGAAAACAAGCCUUUUUACUCAAGCUUUUAAUAGAAAGUUGUAGUAGCAAAUUAUAAAAAUUUAAUAAUGAAUAUUUAAUCUUUUUGUAAAUUUAGCGAUGAAAAGUUUUUAUUAAAAAAUAAUAAUAUUUAGAGUACAAUUUCAUUUGUUUUUGCUUAUAAAUAACAAAGGAAGUUAUUUGGUAUUUCUUUAUUUUAUAUGACACAAGACCUUAUAGCGUGACUACCGCAACACGGUUUGAAUUUAAUGAUAGAGAUUUAUUUAUAAUCCUUUCGUGAAUCACUAUAUCAUAUCGCAGUGUUUAGCGAUAUCGCGUUUUGAAGUUUUAAUAAAUCAUAGAAGCGGAACUACUUGUUCAAAUGAUAAAAAUGAUACCUUCAUUUAAACGUACAUUAUCGUUCUUUGUGUUGAGUAAGUUUAGUUAGUGUAUCAAUGGUAGUUUUUAUUUUAAAAGUACUUUUAUGUGACUGGGUAAAGAGAAUACCAUAUAAGCAAUUCAAAUGGCUCAUGUUAAAUUUAAAACUAGUAUCAUUUUAAAAUAAUUUCGCUGUAAAUAACAUAUUAAAUAAAAUUGAACAGGCCAGAGGGUAUCAUUUUAAAUAAAACUUCAAACUUGUAUUAAUCCGAACGGGCUUAGGGUAUUAACUUAAUACUGUUUAGAAUACGCACAAUCAUAAAUUUUGCCUAGAAAUUGACGACAUGUGUUGCUAUAAUUCAAAAACUAUUUCGAAUUAAAAUACAAUUAUCUUUCCAGUUUAUAGAGGAAAAAAGUAGUUUUCGAAACGCUAAUAAAAAAAAAUGGUUUUGCCGACUUAAUACCCUAUUGUUUGUGACGUGCGAUAUGAUUAUUCAUAUGGUCAUGCUACUAGGACCAGAGCUUUUACUUAUAUAGUAAUCGAAACGGGUAUGCUUUUAUUUUGUUUAUAAGAGUUCAAUGUUAUUUUAAAAUUAUUUAUUUCGAGUGUAUAGAUAGUUUUGUCUGAAAUUUGUGAAAUGAAAUAAUCUUAUACUAUCGUAUUCGUAAUAUGCAACAUCACGUAACUAACUACGUCAUUGUAAACGUAAGGUUAUAUUUAACAAACAAAGACUGGUUUUGGGCGCAAUUUAUAAGGCUGAUUGUGUCUAAGACUAGCCGUUCGAGUUGUGACUAUUUGUGUUUCGUGUAUUCAAUUUUUAGGUUCUUCUUGUGUAGCGGCCGAACUAGUACCAAGCCAGCGUGAAAGCAUAACUUAUUAUUAUUAUUGUAUAUGGCAUUUGUGGUGUUCCAGAGCGAGAGUUCUUUGGGGCUGCGUUAAGCGGGAGCCCGGAGCGACGUCCACUCUGCGUGUUUGCUUCAUGUUAUUUCAUAGAGCAGCGCUACGUGAGGCGGGUCUCCCGUCGCAGAGCUUCUGUAUGAAAUUACAUGAAACUGCACGCGUCCGUUCCGUGCUCCCGCUUAACGCAGCGCAGACCCUUUUUCAACCGAUGCUCUUAUCAAGAGCGGUGUCUCAUUUGUUUUAUGGCACUAGUUUAAUUGUAAGAAAGAAUUAGUUUAUAGUUAAUUAGUUUCAAUCAUGAAACACAAAUAUGCACAUCUCGGUGGAUUCUUACAUUGAUAAUAUGUAGAUCUAAGUAAUAGCUGGUAGGUAUAGUAAUAUAAUUUAAGACGUUUGAGCUACAGUUUUUAUAUAUUGUGGUAUUUUACAACAGCUAUCAACCAUUAAUAGUAUAGAUUAAGAAAGUAUAUUUAGUGAUUAUUAAUUGAUGCUCGUUUAAUUCAAACACACUAAUUGAAUAUGUAAUGUGUUAAUAAUUAAUAUUUUAAACCUUAUUAUUAAUUAAACAUUUUAAAGACAAUCAAGUAUUGGAAUUGCUAAUUAAAUUAAUGUGUACAGUAGAAAUGAGAUAAUGCUAUUAAUUAUUUUUACAAUAAAUUUAAUUCUUCGUGUUGUUUUAUUCUAUUGUUAUCAACUUUAUCAAAAAGAGACAGCACUAACUUAAAUCAAUGUUUAAAAUACGUCUCUGAGUGCUGCCGUUAUUUUGUUUGCAAAAUUCAAUUAAUGGAUAAAUGAAACAGCUCGUGUUAAAAAAAAUAAGUGUAUCAAAUGUUUAAUUCAAUGUAAUUUGUAAAAAAUUAUGUGUUUUGUUUAUAAGAAUAAUUUAUAAAUAAUACAUUUAAUUUCUGUAUAUUCAAUACAAGAAUAAAUUAUUUACUUGUCAAAGCUUGUUUUAAAUCACGAUGUUAUCCUUUUGUAUCUAUAGGAAAAAAGAUGCGACAAGAUUUUUUCCUGUGAAAAUGGAUGACAAAGCCGUUUAAUGGCUAGUCUGAUAGAUAACGACGUCUAUUAUUUUGAUUUGGAAAGGACAUUGCUCUGCGUCCAUACAUAGUUAGCCUACGAACCAACAAUCAUGAAAUGUUAUUUUCUAGGUUCGAAAUCGCAAGUAAGUGACUGUAAAAACAAAGAUUAUUGACGGACACAUCUGAGAACUUAAAUUUAUUAGGAAAACUAAAAUUUUUUUGAGGUUAUGUUUAACAUUUAUUGAAACAUAGGUCAACCUAUGAACUUAGUAUGAAGUAAAUUAAUAUAACAACUAAUUCAUUUUAUUUGGUGCGAAAAACUUGUUUAGGUAAGAAUCAUGAAUAAAAUAAAAACUGUAGUUUCACUUCUUAUUUAUUGACUAUUUUUUCACAUAAUUGUAUUUAUUUGUAUAUCACAUGUUUAUUGUGUAAAUAUGCAGCGUGAAUGUGUCUUAGGUGCUCUUGAAUAAUUUGGCAGUAUGAUCCUCUCAGGAUGUUGUGGCACAGGUUCACUAGCACUUGGUAAUAAGGUCUCUGCGCUUUGAUAACAUCGAUGGCAUAUUAGAUAGCCGAAAUAGUUUAAUCAAAGGAAAAACAAUCGCAAAUAAACACAUACAACAGGUAAUCCGAAACGAGAAUGCACUUUUCGAUUUAUUACACUACUCUUUGAAAUGCACGAAUGCCCUAGAUUACUACGAAUGCAAACUGCCUGCACCACAACCACAGAGUAUCGAGUUUUAUGGCGGCCCUUCACUUGACAACAGUUUUGUCCUUGUCAUGCUUAAUUAGGAAUGAAAAGGACAGACUGAUGUCAUGUUUUAAAAUAGCCAAUACGAAUAGCCAAGUGAAGUGCCGGCAUUAGGAAGAGUGUUUUGUUUGCAGCGCUGUCAUAGAUUAUACACAUAAAAUGGUGUUUAUUGUCUGAUUAUUUUGUAACUUUUUAAUUUAGCUUACUUAACUGGAAGUGUCCGUCACAAUCUAAAUACUGAUGAUUAU